GGUUUUCUUACUUGCCUUUUGUAAAAACGCAUGUAUAAUAAAUACAAAUUUUUCCAGUGAAGCACAGUGGUUUGCAUGUGAAAUCAAAAGGGAGAAUUCUAAAUUCUCCACUCCGCCCACAAAUUUGUCGUCUUUCUCCGUAGCGGGGAUUCUUCCGCAAGGUUUUCUAGGGUUUUCACCUCGCACCGCAGUGGUCUCUCUUCGUCGUCUACGGUUGGGAUUGUAACAGUGGUAACACAUCAAGCGUGUGGAUCCAUGGAAGCAAGGUUUCAGCCUCCUGUGUUCAAUAUAAAGGUUGUCGACGGCUCGAACGGGAUUGCGGCAUAUGAAUCUGUGCCGCUGGGCGGUGGUAGUGUUCCCUCACAGUACCAAGGAGCGGGCGGUGGCAGCAACGGCAGCGUCGGUGCUGGUGCUGGCACCGGAGAGCCAUUCAAGAGGAAGCGUGGCCGGCCAAGGAAGUAUGGUCCUGAUGGUAAAGUGAUCCUUGCGGUGAACCCAGUGUCCGCAGGUCCUGCAGCUCCUCCGACCACUGGAGCGUUCUCUGCUGCUGCUAAUGCCGCAGCAACAGCUGCGGCAGAGGGCGUGAAGAAAGCGAGAGGCCGUCCACCGGGUUCAAGCAAGAAAAAGCAGUUAGAAGCUCUGGGUUCAGCAGGGGCUGGAUUUAUUCCACAUGUUAUUACAGUUAAGGUUGGAGAGGAUGUAUCAGCAAAGAUAAUGGCGUUCUCACAGCAAAGCACCCGUGCAGUUUGUAUUCUGUCUGCCAAUGGUGCAAUUUCAAAUGUGACUCUUCGUCAGGCUGCAACAUCUGGUGGUACUGUAACAUACGAGCAGGGGCGUUUUGAAAUAUUGUCACUAUCUGGAUCAUUCCUGCUGUCUGAGAGUGGUGGGCAGCGCAGCCGAACCGGUGGUCUCAGUGUUUCAUUGGCUGGUCCAGAUGGUCAUGUUUUAGGUGGUGGAGUGGAAGGGCUUUUGACAGCAGCCUCCCCCGUCCAGAUCAUUGUGGGCAGCUUCACUGCUGAAGGGAAGAAGGAAGCUGAGCAGGCUCAUGCUUCAGAGCCCGCUUCUGGCUCUGGAAAGCUUUUGAUGCUAGGAGAAACCAUCGGAACGAUAAAUCCACUCACCGGGAGCUACUCAGCUUGAGCAUCACUAUCUUCAUCUUAUCGUAUGGAUGAAUGGAGCUUGUCGAGCAUGCUGUGAAUAACCUUAGCAUAGAUCUGUAACGUUACUAGUCAUUAGUAUGCAGUAAAUCUGGAAGCCUUUGCAUUCAUCUCAUCUUUAUAUCUCAUGUAUACUUAGUUUAUGCUCAGGAAAACUAUUUAUGUCAAACCACCAGCCUUUGGGUUGGGGUUGUCAUCUGUCUGCUGUGUUUAAUACAGGUUGUAUACAAAUGUUCUAUGUAUAGACAUUACAUAAUUUAUAAUCCAAUAUUAUUGAGCUCU
Musa acuminata subsp. malaccensis (wild Malaysian banana) is the source of this 1439-nucleotide messenger RNA. RefSeq names its product AT-hook motif nuclear-localized protein 10. NCBI's taxonomy places the organism in Eukaryota, Viridiplantae, Streptophyta, Magnoliopsida, Zingiberales, Musaceae. Gene Ontology annotation, molecular function: minor groove of adenine-thymine-rich DNA binding. The record is from RefSeq and is a predicted model, not a curated record.